Messenger RNA from Vicugna pacos (alpaca), 1297 nucleotides. The record is from RefSeq and is a predicted model, not a curated record. NCBI's taxonomy places the organism in Eukaryota, Metazoa, Chordata, Mammalia, Artiodactyla, Camelidae.
CGGGGUUAAGGUUUCAUUAUGUUGCUGCUGGAGAAAGAGGCAAACCACUUAUGCUGCUGCUUCAUGGGUUUCCGGAAUUCUGGUAUUCUUGGCGUCACCAACUAAGAGAAUUUAAAAGUGAAUAUAGAAUUGUAGCGCUGGAUUUGAGAGGCUAUGGAGAAACAGAUGCUCCCAGUCAUCGAGAUAAUUAUAAAUUGGACUGUCUCGUUACAGACAUAAAGGAUAUUUUAGACUCUUUAGGGUACAGCAAGUGUGUUCUCGUUGGCCAUGACUGGGGCGGCAUGAUCGCCUGGCUGAUUGCCAUCUGUUACCCCGAGGUGGUGAUGAAGCUUGUCGUUAUUAACUUCCCUCAUCCAAGUGUAUUUACAGAAUAUAUCUUACGACACCCUGUCCAGCUGUUCAAAUCCAGUUAUUAUUACUUCUUCCAAAUACCAUGGUUCCCGGAAUUUAUGCUCUCCAUAAAUGAUUUCAAGGCUUUGAAACAUCUGUUCACUAGUCACAGUACUGGCAUUGGAAGAAAAGGAUGUCGAUUAACAACAGAAGAUCUUGAAGCGUAUAUUUAUGUCUUUUCUCAGCCUGGAGCAUUAAGCGGUCCAAUUAACCAUUACCGAAAUAUCUUCAGCUGCCUGCCUCUCAAACAUCACAUGGUGACCACUCCGACACUACUACUGUGGGGAGAGAAAGACGCAUUUAUGGAGGUUGAGAUGGCUGAAGUCACAAAGAUUUAUGUUAAAAACUAUUUCAGGCUAACUAUUUUGUCAGAAGCCAGUCAUUGGCUCCAGCAAGAACAACCUGACAUAGUGAACAAAUUGAUAUGGACAUUUCUAAAAGAAGAAACGAGGAAAAAAGAUUGACUUUUCUAUAUCUUCUUUGAGGGGUCUGCAAUGAAAUCUCUAAAUAAUUUUUUUAAUUGUUCAUCAACGUCUUCAAACUUCACUAGGAAAAAAACUAUUUUAAUAUGCUUUAUCAUAAGCAAAUAUCCUGACAAAUGGUAUUGAAAAAAAUCUGAGUAUGUGUGAACUUGUAAUCUAAUGUUGAUUUUCUUCUGCUGUAUUUUGCACAGAUAAGCAUCUGCCUUAAAAUGUAUAAACUUGUACAAAAAGGAAAUUGGAGAAAGUGGCUUAGUUUUGGUUUCUUGCAUUAUUUGCCCUGUUGACAUAUGGUGCCUUUUACAAAUGUAUAUUAAAGAUUAGCUGUACCAUAUUAAAAGGUAAACCUGCAGUGGUAGAAAUUUUCCUUUUAUUGUUUGAAAGUUCUUUUUACUAGUUUUUAACCAUUAAAAAAUUCUAUGAUCAAA